CUUUUGAAUAUAAAAGGAAACCAAACCGGCAGAAAUUCGCCGAGUUUUUAUAGCGUGAUCCUCAGAUGAGGCUUUCUGUAAUGCCUUGCUCUGCGUCAAAGGCCACUGCCUUGGGAGGGACCGAUACGCAAGAACAACUUGCUGUUAAGGAAACUUCCAUGCGGGCACGGCCGAGUGCGAGAGGGAGAUAAAGGGAGAAAUAAUGUCACGUUACCGAGGGCAGGCUGGCAUUCCGACAAAAGGGGGUUAUGUAUGAAAAGGAUAUUGUACAGGUCAUCUGUCUAAAAAGCCCAGCCUGACUUAAAAAUCCCCUCCGCCAUUGUUCUGUAAUGAAAAUACUUGUUUUAAAGGUAGCUUUCAAUGUAACUUGCAGCACCUGGUGCCUGUGCUGCUCCCUCGCCCUUCCCUAAGCGAGCCUUUUGACGUGUUUCCAAGGAAAGUAGGAAUAAUGAGCCUGGUAUCCUGUGUUUCAUUUUUAAAACCCGUUUUAAAAUACAGAAUUUUUCAUCCCUCAAAGGAAGGUUUCUGUUCUCCGUGGCAGUGCCGAGGCUUCUGCCUCCCCAGCUGUGAUAUGUGUUAAGACAAAAAGGGAAGCGUGCUCCGUGCCAGGGGCAGGAAGUGCCUGGAGUCCCCCUGCUCCCAGAUGCCAGGGAUAAUCAUCCUGCCACCACUGAGGAUCAGUUCCCAGCUUGGUGCUUGCAGAUUCUGCCACACCACUGAGUCCCUCCCUGAAAUAUGGGCUUUGAACAGCUGCAGCUGAUAAUUUUAAAUAACUUUUUCCUUCUCUGUAUGAACAUAAAGAAAUGUUGUUUGUUGCAGUUGUUUUCUUGCACGUGAGCAAGUGGUAAACUGAAAUACACUGAAGCUUUCCCGAGGAGGAAGGAGGCAAACCCUGCAGGGAAGCAAGAAUGCUGUGUGCAUUGAGCCAUUACUCAGAAAAAGCUGUCUGUUCACAUCCCUCUGCCACCCUCUCUUCAUUUCAAAGACUAACUACUUCCUUCUCCUCCUCUCCCCUAGAAAAAAGGUUUUCUUCCCUAUUUUUUUUUAGUGGCAAGGCAAUGCAAUAGCAAAGGUAUUGAAACCCAGUCUACUGAAUAAUAACUUAAUGAUGUGAGCCCUGUUCUGUUCCUUUUGAAUGGAUGGCUGCUUUGGCAGGAGAGCUGCUGGGAUCUGCUCCCUGCUGGGAGGGAUGGGAGGGUGGAGAAACCUGGAUUGAAGCUGAACAGCAACCAGAGUGGUGUAAAACUGAACUGGGAGACAGGAAUGAGGUCAGCGCUGCAAGACUGUGAAAUGAGGAGAAAUUACAUGCAGUUAAAGCUGAGUUCAGGGACUGACAGUGAGCACUGGUAGGAUGUUUGGAGUUUGGAUGUUUGUAGUUGUCUUUUAACUCCGUUACUGCUCAUAUCUGCCCAAGAAUUGGAGCACCUUGGAAUAGAUGUGAGCACAAGACGCGGCGCUGGCUGGAGCUGCCCGGGAACAACCAUGGCUGCCGCCCCUCACCUCAACUCGGACGCGCUCCGAGAGGUCCUGGAGUGCCCCAUUUGCAUGGAGUCCUUCACUGAGGAGCACCUGAGGCCCAAGCUCCUGCACUGCGGGCACACCAUCUGCAAGCAGUGUCUGGAGAAGCUCCUGGCAAACAGCAUUAAUGGGAUACGGUGCCCGUUCUGCAGCAAGAUCACGCGGAUCACGAGCCUGGCUCAGCUGACGGACAACCUCACUGUGCUCAAGAUCAUCGACACCGCUGGACUGGGGGAGGUGGUGGGCCUCCUCAUGUGCAAGGUCUGCGGGAGGAGGUUGCCGAGGCACUUUUGCAAGAGCUGCAGCUUGGUUUUAUGCGAGCCCUGCAAGGAGGCUUCGCACCUGCCCCAAGGGCACAGAGUCACUGCUAUCAAAGAGGCUGCUGAAGAGCGCAGGAGGGAAUUUGGGACGAGGCUUGCCAGGCUAAGGGAGCUCAUGGGUGAUCUUCAGAAGAGAAAAGCUGCUCUGGAGGGUGUUUCCAGAGACCUGCAAUCCAGGUACAAAGCGGUGCUGCAGGAGUACAGCAAAGAGGAGCGCAAGAUCCAGGAGGAACUGGCCAGGUCACGCAAGUUCUUCACCACCUCUUUGUCUGAAGUGGAGAAGGUAAAUAACCAGGUAAUGGAGGAGCAAGCCUACCUGCUGAACUUAGCAGAAGUGCAGAUAAUGUCCCGCUGUGACUACUUCCUUGCCAAAAUAAAGCAGGGGGAUAUAGCUCUCCUGGAGGAGGCGGCAGACGAGGAGGAACCAGAGCUGACAAACAGUCUCCCAAGGGAGCUGACUCUGCAAGAGGUGGAACUCCUGAAGGUGAGCCACGUGGGACCACUGCAGAUCGGGCAGGUGGUGAAGAAGCCUCGAUCCGUUAAUGUGGAGGAAUCGCUCCUGGAAACUGCAGCAUCCUCGUCGGCGUCAUUUAGGGAGCCUGACCCGGUGCAGGAAGAGCCCAGCUGCACACCCCAUUCCUCACCAGCCAAGCCAAGGAUUCCUGAAGCAGCCACGAGCAUCCAGCAGUGUUACUUCAUCAAGAAGAUGGGCUCCAAGGGCAGCCUGCCAGGCAUGUUCAACCUCCCCGUCAGCCUGCACGUCACCACGCAAGGCGAGGUGCUCGUGGCAGACCGGGGCAACUUCCGAAUCCAGGUUUUUACCCGCAAGGGCUUCCUGAAGGAGAUCCGCCGGAGCCCCAGCGGGAUCGACAGCUUCGUGCUGAGUUUCCUCGGGGCAGACUUGCCCAAUUUGACUCCCCUCUCUGUCACCAUGAACUGCCAUGGCCUGAUCGGGGUGACAGACAGCUAUGAUAACUCCGUCAAGGUGUACACCAUGGACGGGCACUGCGUGGCCUGCCACCGGAGCCAGCUGAGCAAGCCCUGGGGCAUCGCCGCGCUGCCCUCGGGGCAGUUCGUGGUGACCGACGUGGAAGGGGGGAAGCUCUGGUGCUUCACGGUGGACCGUGGCGUGGGGGUGGUGAAGUACAGCUGCCUGUGUAGCGCGGUGCGCCCCAAGUUCGUCACCUGCGACGCCGAAGGGACCAUUUACUUCACUCAGGGGCUGGGGCUCAACCUGGAGAACCGGCAGUACGAGCACCAUCUGGAAGGAGGCUUUUCCAUCGGCUCCGUCGGCCCCGACGGGCAGCUGGGGCGGCAGAUCAGCCACUUCUUCUCAGAGAACGAGGACUUCAGGUGCAUUGCUGGGAUGUGUGUCGAUGCCAGGGGAGACCUCAUUGUUGCUGACAGCAGCCGUAAAGAAAUCCUGCAUUUCCCUAAGGGAGGCGGCUACAACAUCCUGAUCCGGGAAGGGCUCACCUGCCCGGUCGGUAUUGCCAUUACUCCCAAAGGGCAGCUCCUGGUGCUGGACUGUUGGGAUCAUUGCAUUAAGAUCUACAGUUACCACCUGAGAAGAUAUUCCACCCCUUAAAGGCAUGGCUGUAAGCAAAGCCUCUCCUGGCAGCAGACAUUCUUCCAGCCUCCCUGCAAUCCGACGGGAACAAGUGUCAAGCCUUCAGGAAGACUGUGCCAUAACCGAAGGGGAUCUGGCAUAGAGGCCAUCAUGUUUUGUGUUUAGAAACAAAGUAGCUUUUGUGGUGGUGGUGGUGGUGGUCUGCUUUUUCUUCUUCUUUUGUUUUAAUAUAAAAUCCAUACAAAUAAGGACAAGCGUGAGGGAAGGGAUCCAUCCUUUGGGAGCAUUGGUUCCUUGCUAAGUGACUGGUCACUCCAUACACCUUCUCACCUCCUUACGCCACAUCUCCUCUCCCAGCUUUUAACCAUUGUGUCUUUCUUUGUGCCAUAAAAGAUGAGUGACUGCUCUAAAUCACCUUUCCUUACAGAACUAGCGAGGCAAUCCUCCUCUCUCUGUGGUUCUCGCAAGGAACUAGGUAGCAGUUGUCUGGGCAACUCCUGGAGAGAGCAAUUUGGGAUUGCAUAAAAUGAAAUAGCCCUCGUCAGCCACACGGAGAUGGAGCUUUACUCCCACCCUGACAAGGGACAGUUGUCUCUCUCCCGUUUUUCUGGUGUUCAGGAGAUCACCCCGUCGUGCCGUUUGUGAGCUGAGUCUGUUCCGUGUGAAGUGAGUACUGUGCAAUCGUGGGAGACCAAGCUGAGCCAGAAAACUGCCCCCUUUAUUACUGAGUAGUAAGAAAACAGGGGUUUUAUCACUACUCAGAGUCCUGCUAGGUAGAAGGGGGUAAAAAGGGAGGGGGUUGAAGGAAAAAAAACCUGAGGGGAAACCUAGGGUUGCUAUUUACUGCUGUUUUAUUAUUAAAUGUAUCCUGGAAACUGUC
Molecule: messenger RNA, 4288 nt
Organism: Empidonax traillii (willow flycatcher)
Lineage: Eukaryota; Metazoa; Chordata; Aves; Passeriformes; Tyrannidae
Gene: TRIM32
Product: tripartite motif containing 32
Exons: 2
Coding region: 1483-3426 (647 amino acids)
Molecular function (GO): protein binding; zinc ion binding
Source: RefSeq, a predicted model, not a curated record